UGUCCCAUAAGAAAUUUUGUUCAUUGAAAAAUGGAUUCAGAAACCGUUAUUGGCAUCAAUCAGUCUAGCAUUUUAAAUGAAAUCAAUGAAGGCUGUGAAAAACUAAUAAUAGAAACUCAACGUGAUUUGGAAAUUUUUAGGAGUGAACAGCAAGAAUUGCAGCAUCAGUUAUUGGUUUUUAAGGAGGAGAACAAUUUCUUGAACAAUAAACUGGAGCAACUUAAAAACGCUACAGCAGCCAAUGAAUCCAGAGACGAUGCCACACGGGAAAGGCUUAACAAUGAUGUUUUGAAAAAUGCCUCCUUACAAAUUGACUAUUUGCAAGUUGAAAACAAGGAUUUGAAAUCGUUAAAUGAAAGCCACAAAAAAACCAUUGAAAAUCUGGAAAAGGAAAUUCAAAAUUAUCGAAAUCAAAUUUUUAACUCAUCAUCAGCUUGCGAAGUAAAACAGAAAUAUACAGCCGUCAUCAAAGUAUUGGAAAGUACUAUCAUGAGUCAGAAAUCCGAGAUUAAGGAGCAAACGCAAGUCAUUACAAACCUAUUUGAUCAAAAGAAACACAUGAAGGAUUUUAUUGAAAAACUGCAAGUUUCCAUUGAAGAAAAGAACAAGGAAAUAUCCAAAUAUCUGGAAACAGAUGGAAUUUUAAAAAAAUUACAGCAUCAAUUGAAUGAAUACAAAGAAAACUGUGUGGAAUUGGAAAAAUCACUAAAACUCUCGAAAAGUUUGGUGGAUGAGCGAUAUAAACGUGAACAAGUUGCCAUACAGAAGGUUCAAGAAGCUUUAACUGUGGCCGAUAUAGCCAUGGCCGAUAAAAAAGAGGCCUUAGAUCGCCAACGCAUACUUCAGGAGGAAUGUGAAACUAUAGCAUCCACCAUAGGCCAAGUAAUGGAAGAGGCUGCACAAAAAGUUGAAAAGGAAAUGGAAGAUAUGCGAAAAGCUAAUUUGCAAAAAGAAAAGGCAUUACUGGAGGAAAAAACCAAGCUUGAAGAGCAGAUUCGAAAUCAAAAUAAACUCUAUGAAAUUUUGAAUACCAAAUGCUUUCGACUCGAGGAGAAAUAUAAAAAUGCUGCGAGUGAUAAUGAAAAACUAUUGAAACAGUUGGAGUUAAUGGAAAAUCGAAUUGUAAGUGAAUUGCAUGAAAUGGAGCAGCAGCAUCACCGUAGCUAUAGCAAAAGCCAAAAGAAACAGUCCUUGGAUGAGCAAGAGGUAGAAAUCAAGUAUUAUGUGGAAAAAAAUAAACAACUUCAAGAAAGUUACCGCUCGACUAUACACAACUUAACCCAUUUAUUUGAGAAACAAAUCUGUGCACUACAAACUGAAGUUACCAACCUAAAAGCGGAAAAUAGUAUGCUGAAAGCCAGAAAUUUAUCCACCAAAAAUGACCAAAACUGAAUUUGAAUUCAAUCGAUUAAUAACUUCAUAUGCAUUUAGGAUGUUUUGUUUUUUUUUUACA
This is a messenger RNA of Stomoxys calcitrans (stable fly), 1453 nucleotides long. RefSeq names its product probable DNA double-strand break repair Rad50 ATPase. Bases 31 to 1392 code for a protein of 453 amino acids. Lineage: Eukaryota; Metazoa; Arthropoda; Insecta; Diptera; Muscidae. The record is from RefSeq and is a predicted model, not a curated record. The transcript has 10 exons.